GUACGUCUACCUUAGCAAGUGCCGGCCGAGCCAAGCCGCCGGGAACAGGAAGAAGGCUUUCUCGAUGGAUGCUCGUGGUACGCCCCAGCUCGGUGCAGCUGGAGGCGCACUAUGCGACAUGGGCUACGAGGCACAGAGUCAGAGCUGCUAUGUCGGCCCUAUGUCUCCUCCAGGCCUCCUGUUCCAAGGGCUGGAGUUGGGCACGCCGGCCCUGGGGCCGGAACUGCUGGCAGGGUCCGAGGACGCCAUGUUCAUGCUUCCCAGCGCGGCAGUACCACUUCUUCCUCCUGCAAUUGAUCCUGCGAUUGGUCUACCAGGGGUGACGCUGCCACCAGCAUGGCCUGCCGCUGGCAUGCUGUUAGGGACUGAGCCCCCGCCUGGCCUCGGCUUAGAGCUACAAGGACUUUGCAAAGACCUGGUGGAUCCAGAGGCUGAACUUCUGAGCAGUGCCACAUUUUACUGUGGAAUGGAUGUUUUGGGGCUGGACCUUUGCAAGCUGCUGGAUCAAUCUCGAGCUGCGGACUUCUGCCAGGACAGAUUUGGAGGGGAGCAAGUACUGCCCGAGAUCUUCCCCAAGCUGUUCCUAGCCAUCAACCUGCUCCUAGCCAUCCACCUGCUCUUAGCCUUCCACCUGCAUCUUUUCCACCUGCACCUUUGCCACCUCUUCCCCUUCUACUUCAUCAAGUUCUUCAAGUUCGUCGUCAACAACCACAUCUUCGUCGUUUUCAUCAUCUUCGAAGCCAGUUCAUCUUGUAUCCCUUCCAUCCCGUCCACAACCAACAUGGCGGCUUGGUGGAACCAGUAUGACUACAACGACAAGAAGGGUGAGCAACAGUCCUGGUCCUACGAAGAACCAGCAGCAACCACCAAGAGCCACCCUUGGUCAAAUACUGGUUUCAACUACAAAGGCGAUUACAAGAAGUCUUCUUGGAAUGAUUGGCACCCCGAAGAUUCUGAGGAUGAAUUAAGAAGCCCCCAGGGCAAGAACAAACAGGAGCUUCAUCUUCCAGCAGACUUUUGCUCAGAUGAUAAAUGUCUUGAUAGUCGCGAGUUGUUUGGGAGGAAGUUUUAUGGGAAGGUUCAGCUUACGAAUUGGUCCCAAAAGCAUGGUCUUGCUGGUAGAGAUAUCAGUGACUUGAAGCUUCAUGAGCUAGCCUAUGGAGGUUGGAAUAAUUUCUACCUCAGGCAUCUUUCCACUGGGGCCUUUACGACGAUUGUUUUCUGUCGUAAGAUUAAUGAGUCAAUGUUGGCUUCAGCACUUUUGGCUGCAAUUCGGGAGUCUAAAAGACGAUGGGACAUUGACAGCUUAGCUCGGGAGUGCGGAAAGCGUCAUCCCGAAUUUAUUCCUUCUUCCGCGGCAUCUUCGAAAGCUGAAGAACCGAGUAAAGAAAUUCAUACUCUGGUCAACUUUCUUAUUGCACAGUCGGAGCCUUUUUCCAAUGAGGAUAAGGAUCAUCAGAUUCGUAUGCUUGAAGUUAGGUUGGCCGAGAAAGGUAAAACUACGCCCCCUUUGCUUCCUUCGGGUAAUUUGCCUGUUGCAGAUUCGGCCAACAUGGCGCAGCCUUCCAAGCGCCGUAGGAUUGCUGUGAAGAGCGAUCUUACCAAGCAUUUGUUCGACAUGAAUAUUGGUGUUCAUGAUCGUCCCCUUGCUACAUCUGCUCCUUCUAGCCACAGUGCUGCAACUGUAAAGGAGUGGUGGACUGGUUUGAAGGUCAAGAAUAUGGAAGGGCUACAGAAUGUUCAGGCCCGUGCCGAUUCCAUUUUGGCAUCCCUUAGCGAGGAACAGAAGACCCAAUUGAAGGUGGCAGGCUGGGAGGGGGUCUUUGAAGGGGAGGGUCACGCUCGCGUGUCCUUGCUGAGGUUCUCGCUGAUCGGCCUUUGUCUCUUUGUGCCGCUCAUGCUCGAGAUCACCAGGCGGCGCCCACCAGGGCAACCACUCGUGCUGUGUGGCAUUAUCUUCGACUGCUGCCCGCCAAAGAACUCGGCAGAGCAGCUUGUCACAUCUCCGGCAAGCAAAUCUCCAUCAGCAAGAUGA
Messenger RNA from Symbiodinium necroappetens, 2035 nucleotides. The record is from the annotation of a GenBank genome assembly. NCBI's taxonomy places the organism in Eukaryota, Dinophyceae, Suessiales, Symbiodiniaceae.